UAAUCUAGUGGACGGAAAGCUUCUUCAACAACUGCAGCCACCUCGGUAGCUCGCUAGACAACAAAGUCGGAACAUUCAAGCUCUUUAGACAAUUUACUGGUUUAUUUGCCACUAUGAUUUAAACAUACUUAUGUGUAAACAACUAGAUACCCCAUUUAAUUUCGUAUUGACGUUGUUGCUGUUAGCUGUUUGGUUAAGUUAACACUAGUCUAGUUGCUAAUGCUAAUGAGCUAACAUCCCCGACCAUGAGUUUACUAAGCAACACUGGGAAUUGCUUGACGGAGAAAGGAAAUCUCAUGGAAGAGGAGAUUGUUACCGUCAAGAAAGAAGUAGAAGGUGAGGCUGUUACAGUGACAGAAGAAGGGGAAGAGGCUUUCAGCGUGAAAGAGGAGGAGGAUGUUACAGUGAAGGAAGAGGAAGAUACAGUUUUUGCAAUGAAGGAGGAGGAUGGGGAGAUGACGGUCACAGUGAAAGAGGAGGAAGACGUUUUUGGAGUGAAGGAGGAAGAGGGGGAGAUUACUGUCACAUUGGAGGAGGACGAGGACGAAGAAGAAGAACAGAAGACUGGAGAUCUGAUUAACACCAGUAAAUACAGAAAGAGACCAGCCUAUCACUCUGACAGACGGAAGAGGCCUUCAGGGGAACCAGACCCAGAGACUCCCAAACCAGCGAGACGACAUCACUGCUCCCUGUGUAAUAUGAGUUUUAAGUGGUCAUGGAAGCUGAAAGAGCAUAAAAGGACACACGUAGGAGAAAAGCCAUUCCAAUGCUCCCAGUGUGGAAAGAGUUUUACUUUGUUAGGGAGCCUGAACAAACAUAAGAGAAUACACACAGGAGAAAAGCCUUAUCACUGCUCCCAAUGUGGAAAUAGUUUUAUGUGGUUAGGGAGCCUGAACAAACAUAAGAGAAUACACUCGGGAGAGAAGCCUUUCUCCUGUUCCCAUUGUGGAAAGAAUUUUAGGUUGUUAGAUACCCUGAAGGAGCACGAGAGGACACACACAGGGGAAAAACCUUACCAUUGCUCCCAGUGUGGAAAUAGUUUUUCCCAGUUAGGGAACCUAAACAAACACAAAAAAAUACACUCGGGAGAGAAACCAUACCCCUGUUCCCAUUGUGGAAAGAAUUUUAGGUUGUUAGAUAAUCUGAAGGAGCAUGAGAGGACACACACAGGGGAGAAACCUUACCAAUGCUCCCAGUGUGGAAAGGAUUUUUCCCAGUUAGGGAACCUAAAAAAACAUGAGAUAAUCCACUCUAGAGAUAAGCCUUACCACUGCGCCCAUUGUGAAAAGAGAUUUACCCAGUUAGGGAGCCUGAACAAACAUAAGAGAAUACACUCUGGAGAGAAGCCUUACCCCUGUUCCCAUUGUGGAAAGAAUUUUAGGUUGUUAGAUAAUCUGAAGGAGCAUGAGAGGACACACACCGGGGAGAAACCUUACCAUUGCGCCCAGUGUGGAAAGGAUUUUACCAAGUUAGGGAACCUAAAAGAGCAUGAGAGGACACACACAGGGGAGAAGCCUUAUCACUGCUCCCAUUGUGGAAAGAGUUUUAUCCAGCUAGGGAACCUGAAUAAACACAAGAGAAUACACUCUGGAGAGAAGCCUUACCCCUGUUCCCAGUGUGGAAAGGGUUUUACCCAGUUGGGGAACUUAAACAAACAUAAGAGAAUACACUCUGCAGAGGAGCCUUAACAUUGUUCCAAGUUAGGGAACCUGAAAAGGCAUGAGAACAUAAACACAGUUUGGAUAGAGUUUUAGUUCGGGAACCUGAUUGUGGAAAGACAUUUUCCCGGACAGAGAAUCUGAAAUCACAUGAGAGCAUAGACAAGGACAGAGAAUCUGAAAUCACAUGAGAGCAUAGACAAGGACAGAGAAUCUGAAAUCACAUGAGAGCAUAGACAAGGACAGAGAAUCUGAAAUCACAUGAGAGCAUAGACAAGGCUAGUGUUCUGACCUAUGUUUUUGAGUGUUGUUUUUUGAGUCCUACUUUAGUUUUUUCCUCUUGAGACAUGAUUACAACUAAAGUUACAAUUUUUAAAAUGUGUAUUUUAUUUUGAUUUUGAUUUUGGAUUGAUUGAAUAGAAAUAUGAAUCCUCAGAUGUUAAUGAUAUGAUUUGGAAAGUUGUCAAAUGAGACUGCAAUACCGCCAUCUGUUGGAUGAUAAUGGGACUGCAAUACUGCCAUCUGUUGGAUGAUAAUGGGACUGCAAUACUGCCAUCUGUUGGAUGAUAAUGGGACUGCAAUACUGCCAUCUGUUGGAUGAUAAUGGGACUGCAAUACUGCCAUCUGUUGGAUGAUAAUGGGACUGCAAUACUGCCAUCUGUUGGAUGAUAAUGGGACUGCAAUACUGCCAUCUGUUGGAUGAUAAUGGGACUGCAAUACUGCCAUCUGUUGGAUGAUAAUGAGAGUUAAACCUGUAAACAUACCAUAUUCUAAACAUUGGGUUUUAGGCUGGGUUUCUGUACAGCACUUUGAGAUAUCAGCUGAUGUAAGAAGGGCUAUAUAAAUAAAUACAUUUUAUUUGAUUUGGUUCUUUCCACAUUAUGGAUAUUAGGCCAUAUCAACGUUGUCGGUCCUACAUUUAGGUGUUCCCGUAUUAUAGUCUAUUCAAUAUGGAUAUUAGGCAAAAGCACUGUUUUUGUGUUUAAGGCUGAAGAAAGAGGUAGUUCCUUAUUCAAUUCACUCUUCAGUAAAUUUAGGAUUUUAAUUUCCUGAUCAGCAUUUUGUGUGCCGGAGAACCUGUUUUUGAAAAUGGAAACGGUUGCUUUCGUUUGUAUUUCUUAAUUCUAAACCUUCAUGAAUUUAGUAUUUUGGUUUCAUUGAGUUCAUUUGUGCACCGGGGCUCUAUUCAGUCUGUACAGCUGAAGUGUUACAUUGAGUUCAUUUGUGCACCGGGGCUCUAUUCAGUCUGUACAGCUGAAGUGUUUCAUUGAGUUCAUGUGUGCACCGGGGCUCUAUUCAGUCUGUACAGCUGAAGUGUUUCAUUGAGUUCAUGUGUGCACCGGGGCUCUAUUCAGUCUGUACAGCUGAAGUGUUACAUUGAGUUCAUUUGUGCACCGGGGCUCUAUUCAGUCUGUACAGCUGAAGUGUUACAUUGAGUUCAUUUGUGCACCGGGGCUCUAUUCAGUCUGUACAGCUGAAGUGUUUCAUUGAGUUCAUUUGUGCACCGGGGCUCUAUUCAGUCUGUACAGCUGAAGUGUUACAUUGAGUUCAUUUGUGCACCGGGGCUCUAUUCAGUCUGUACAGCUGAAGUGUUACAUUGAGUUCAUUUGUGCACCGGGGCACUAUUCAGUCUGUACAGCUGAAGUGUUACAGGUUCCGCUAUGAAAAAUCUAAAAGGUCAUUUCGGAUUUAGCCGACACACGUGCAGAGGUCAGGGUUCAGGGUUUACCUUGAAUGCAUUGCCUUUACAUUUCAAUCACGCUGUAAAGAUGAACUUGGGCGUAGUGGAUUCAAUAGAGCCCUUAGUCUUCAAGCUAAAGUUGUAUGAAAAUGUGAUAACAUAGUUCUGAUAACGAUGAUAAAUUGCUGACAAAAAAACAUUUCCUAGCUACUUCAUGAAUGUUUCCCAUCGGUAUUAUUAAAACAUUUCCCAGCUACUUCAUGAGUGUUUCCCAUUGGUAUUAUUAAAACAUUUCCUAGCUACUUCAUGAAUGUUCCCAUUGGUAUUAUUAAAACAUUUCCUAGCUACUUCAUCAAUGUUCCCAUCAGUAAUAUUAAAACAUUUCCCUGCUACUUCAUGAAUGUUCCCAUCGGUAAUAUUAAAACAUUUCCUAGCUACUUCAUGAAUGUUCCCAUCGAUAUUAUUAAAACAUUUCCCAGCUACUUCAUGAAUGUUCCCAUCGGUAUUAUUAAAACAUUUCCUAGCUACUUCAUGAAUAUUUCCCAUCGAUAUUAUUAAAACAUUUCCUAGCUACUUCAUGAAUGUUCCCAUCGAUAUUAUUAAAACAUUUCCUAGCUACUUCAUGAAUGUUCCCAUCAGUGUUAUUCUGCCGGAAAAGUCGGGAAAAAAACACAGAUGCUGAUUUGUAAUAAUAAUUUGAUUAAUGCAACAUUUUUGUAUCUGAAUAAAGAUUAAAUAAAUAGUUUUGAACUAUGUUA
Oncorhynchus keta (chum salmon) is the source of this 4097-nucleotide messenger RNA. Its product is annotated as zinc finger protein 501-like. The transcript has 2 exons. The record is from RefSeq and is a predicted model, not a curated record. Gene Ontology annotation, molecular function: DNA-binding transcription factor activity, RNA polymerase II-specific; RNA polymerase II cis-regulatory region sequence-specific DNA binding. NCBI's taxonomy places the organism in Eukaryota, Metazoa, Chordata, Actinopteri, Salmoniformes, Salmonidae. Gene Ontology annotation, biological process: regulation of transcription by RNA polymerase II. The coding region runs from base 246 to 1688 and encodes 480 amino acids.